Messenger RNA from Condylostylus longicornis, 1721 nucleotides. Its product is annotated as beta-ureidopropionase-like. The transcript is spliced from 3 exons. NCBI's taxonomy places the organism in Eukaryota, Metazoa, Arthropoda, Insecta, Diptera, Dolichopodidae. The record is from RefSeq and is a predicted model, not a curated record. Gene Ontology annotation, molecular function: beta-ureidopropionase activity. The coding region runs from base 367 to 1530 and encodes 387 amino acids.
UAUAACUCUCUGAACUAGAUCAGUCUUCAUGUAAAUGCGAACGGAAUACGAGUGUUAUUUUCGCAUUUAAUUUUAUCUGAUUUUCAUAAUUUGAGUAAAAUUUUGUUCUCUCAUUAUUUGAAUUAUCUGCACGGCACUUAAACUUAUUAUAAUGGUUUUAAUUUAAUAAUUUCAAAUUUUUUUUAUUAGUAAUCAUAAUCUUGUACAAAUUUAUAAUACUUAAGAGGAUUUUUUAAAAUAAUUUACUGAUUAAAUAGUAAAAUUUAUUCGUUCUUAUUGAAUUUUAUUAAAAAUUGCAAAUUGUUUUGCAUGUGAUCUUUAUAAAUUCCUAAAAUCAGAUUGAAAAUAAUUUUUUUUUUUGUAAAAAUGUCAGAAAACACUUUUAGAAGCUUAGAAGAGUGUUUAGAAAAACAUAUUCCAGAAGAUGAAUUAAAAGAGGUCAAAAGAAUUUUAUAUGGGUAUUCAAAUGACAAAUCAAUUGAUAUUCCUGAAAAAGUAAAAAAUUUGGCUGAAGAAAAUGAUUUUGAAAUUAAAGCUUAUAAAUUUAAUGCAUUACCAGAAGAACUUCGUAAGCCCCGUAUUGUUCGUAUUGGUGCAAUACAAAAUUCAAUCUGUGAACCAACAUCAUAUCCAUUGGAGACUCAACGUAGAUCAAUUUAUGAAAAAAUAACAAAAAUUAUUGAUGCUGCCGCAUUAGCUGAUGUAAAUGUAAUUUGUAUGCAAGAAGCUUGGACAAUGCCAUUUGCAUUUUGUACUCGUGAAAAAUUUCCUUGGUGUGAAUUUGCUGAGAAUGCAGAACAUGGUCCUACUACAAAACUUUUACAAGAAUUAGCAAAAAAAUAUAAUAUGGUUAUAAUAUCAUCAAUUCUUGAAAGAGAUACUGAUCAUGGUGAUACAAUAUGGAAUACAGCUGUAGUUAUAUCCAAUCGUGGGAAUGUUCUAGGAAAGCAUAGAAAAAAUCAUAUACCAAGAGUUGGAGAUUUUAAUGAAUCUACUUAUUAUUUUGAGGGAAACACAGGUCAUCCAGUUUUCGAUACUGAAUUUGGAAAAAUCGCUAUAAAUAUUUGUUAUGGGCGUCAUCAUCCACAAAAUUGGAUGAUGUUUGGCUUGAAUGGAGCAGAAAUUGUGUUUAAUCCAUCAGCUACUGUUGGUGCUUUAAGUGAACCAUUAUGGGGUAUCGAAGCAAGAAAUGCUGCAAUAGCAAAUAGCUAUUUUACUGUUGCAAUAAAUCGUGUAGGAACUGAAGAAUUUCCAAAUGAAUUUACGUCUGGUGAUGGUAAAGAAUCUCAUAAAAAUUUUGGUCCAUUUUAUGGAUCAAGUUAUAUAACAUGCCCAGAUGGUUCAAGAACACCAGGAUUAUCACGUGUUAAAGAUGGUCUUUUAAUUGCCGAAAUCGAUCUAAAUUUAUGUCGUCAGACGAAAGACCAUUGGGGCUUUAGAAUGACUCAAAGAUUACCAUUAUAUGCAGAAUCAUUUACAGCAGCUGCCAAAUCAGAUUUUAGGCCACAGAUUAUUAAGGAAAAGGACUAAAUAAUUUUUAAGUUGUGUACAUAAAUGUGUUUCGUAUUUCAAUAAAUUAAAGCGAUUGUCGAUUCACAUUAUUACCGAUAAGAACCUUCAAUUAUUACUUUGAUAUUUUUUAUGUACAUAUACAUACAUAAUAUACAUAUGUAGUAAUUAUUUCGGAUUUCAAUAAAUGUUCAAAUUUGUAAAAAUUUUAA